UAUUUCCUUGCAUCGCUAUGUGAUCUACAACGUGCUGUCACGGCCGUUCGAUUCGGUUUACGUUACGCUAAAUCAUCAGAAGUCACCGAUCUCGUGUCAAAAAUUCAACACUGCCAGUUUACAACGCGUGAUGUGGUUCAAUCACAUCCGAACAUUAUUCUUUCAGUACUUAAAGAAAUGUUUACGAAACUACCGCCAGUGUUUGAAAACGAGGAAUUUUUGAGUCUUUCACUAUCGGCCUCGGACGAACUUGUUUUAUGUUAUCUACGUAGCUCUUUGGAUGCUCUACCAUUGGCAAAUCGCCAACGUGCCUAUCUACUAUGCUGUUCAUUACGGAAUCUACUUGACUUCACCUGCUAUCGAGGACAAAGCUUGAUUGAUGUCAUCAUGCUGUUUACGCCUAUACUGUUUCCAAGAUGUAAAAACACUACAGAAGGAUUUCUACGAGCAUGUCGAGCUAUGCUAAUGAUGAUCGAGCAAAAUCAGGCCGUUUUCAGAAAGUUUUUUCCUACCCGAACAGAGGACGAUUUUUUGAGAGACCUAAUGAACUCCUUGGAUGGACUACAACUCGGCAGCAUCGAUGGAGACAUUACCAUGGAGGAAACUUCAGCCGGCGUUGACGAAGAACCUCUACAUGACAUACCAUUGAAGGAUUCUCAACCAUAUUAUACCCUGGCCUUUUGUGAUUAACCAUAACCCUCAAAUUGUAAAUGCUGACCUCCACAACCUUUUUCAUCAUUACCUUAACAAGAACUGCAAAAGUCAACAAACAGCCUUCCCCCCCCCCCCCCCAAAGUAUUGUACAAUUGACUUUGUGUUUUUUCAUAGCUCGAUCACAUCAUCCCUGAACCGUUGUACAUACUUCCAUAGCUUUUUUGUUUGUCAUCAAUUCAUUUCCAUUUUUGGAAAAGCUGCUCAAACAACG
This is a messenger RNA of Cylicocyclus nassatus, 925 nucleotides long. NCBI's taxonomy places the organism in Eukaryota, Metazoa, Nematoda, Chromadorea, Rhabditida, Strongylidae. The record is from the annotation of a GenBank genome assembly.